Messenger RNA from Quercus robur (English oak), 5322 nucleotides. Its product is annotated as nuclear pore complex protein NUP160. The transcript has 26 exons. Bases 114 to 4634 code for a protein of 1506 amino acids. Gene Ontology annotation, molecular function: structural constituent of nuclear pore; protein binding. Gene Ontology annotation, cellular component: nuclear pore. The record is from RefSeq and is a predicted model, not a curated record. Lineage: Eukaryota; Viridiplantae; Streptophyta; Magnoliopsida; Fagales; Fagaceae.
UCACUGAUGGCAGGGAAAGGCGGGGCAUGUCUCCAGUUUAAAUGAACUAAACUAAACCCUGGGCAGGGCAGUCCAGUGGGCACUCAAAAAGAGUUUUAGGGUUUAGGAAGAAGAUGGGGUUGGCCGGGAUGGAAGUUCCAAUUAUCGGCUCCGAUUCCGUCAACUGGGUUGAGCUCUUUGUCUCUCCUUCAUCCUCUACUUCUACUUCUACUUCUACUUCUACUUCACCGCCUUUCGCCCCUCUGACCGUAGAGGAUUACUCCUCCUCUUGCUCUAUCAUUCAACAUCAUCACGAUUCUCCUACCUAUCUCAUAUGGAGAAUUCACAAAACCCUUCCUCAUUCCCUUGAAUUGCUACAGCUUUCUUCUUCUACUAAUGCAGGUUUUCCUUCCGUCGGUCUUCGAUUCACUUUCCCCGAUGCGCUCUCUCCCUUCGCUUCUGUUUGUGUCUCCCAAAAUCAGAUUACUCUCUAUGUUUUGACCAUCUCGGGACUCGCUUACCUCUUAAAACUCACCAACAACAUUUCCACCUAUAAUGUUUCCAAUUCCACUUUCCCACCAGAUCAUCUUUUUGAGUUUGAUAUUCGUCGCACUCAUUCCAACCAUGGGCCCAUCACGUCUGUAGCAGCAACCGCAGGCUGUCUUGUAGCUGGCUUCAAUGAUGGAUCUGUCUGCUGCUUCCAACUUGGCACCAUACUUGACCACACUGCUCCUGGUUUUGUCCAUGAGCUGCGCGAUGAUCCAGGAAUGGGUCGUUUGUGGGGUUUCAUGUCCAGGGGUAGGAUUGUAGGACCUGUGCAGGACUUAGUAAUAUAUGAGGUGCAUGGAAAACAAUUUCUAUUUGUGCUUCAUUCUGAUGGGAUCUUACGAGUAUGGGAUAGUACAAGUCAUAGCAGGAUCUUUAGUCAUUCAAUGAGCAUUCCAGAAUUGGCAGGAGCUACUUUUAAAAGGUUAUGGGUGGGCCAAGUUGAAAAUGAUUCAAGUAUAAUUCCAUUGGCUAUCUUGUAUGGAGAAACCUCGGAAGUAAGCUUGGAGAUGAUCUAUGUAUAUGGCCUCCAUUGUAGUUUUGGUGACAGGACCAUUUUGUUGCUGGAGCCUUCUGUUCAAAAUAUACUUUUGGAGGAGGGGGGAUGCAUUGAUGUCAAACUUACCUCAGACAAGAUAUGGAUACUGAAAGAUAACGGAUUGGUGUUUCACAACUUGUUACUUACAACUGUUAAUGUGGAAGAAGCACAAUGUUAUGCCUUGCAGGAAGAGUUUGUGGCUGACCAGCUAUUUCAAAGUUCUGAACAUUGUUCAGAUGAUCUCCUUUGGAUAACACAUUCAAUAUUUUCAUCUGGAAAGGAUCAUAUUGUGCCAUUUGUAUCCUCAAUUUUCUUACGCAGGCUGCUUUGUCCUGGUAUUCAUCAUAAUAUGUCUUUGCGUGCAACUUUGCUGGAUUACAAUAGGCACUGGUCUGAUUCAGAAUUCCAGUCCUUAACUGCUGAUGGACUGAAAAAGGAAAUCCUUUCACUGAUUGAACAUGAGGGGUCCACUGAAAAUUCAUCAGUAUUUUAUUGCUGGAAAAAUUUCUGUACGCGAUACUACCAUAACUGGUGCAAGAACAAUGCUCCAUGUGGUUUGUUUGUUGACUCCUCUUCAGGUGCUAUUGGUUUAAUCAGAAAGAAUUCAUUCUCUCUUUUUCGCUGUAUGGAGGAUAUUGAGCGGCUUAUCAGUGGUUCUUCUGAUGAACUUGGUGAUCUUGUAAGCUCUGGGUUAGAUUUAUUUGAUGAUGAUCUUGAGUGUGAGAUUCUUCUUGAAGUGUUCAGGUGUGUUAUUAGGAUCAGUCAACAAUUAGGCAAAACAGCUUCUGCCAUAUUUUAUGAAUCACUUGUUAGCGCGCCAAUUAUUUCAUCUGAAGAAAUUCUUCCUUGCGUAUCAAAGAUUCUAGGAACUGGAUAUAGUUCAUCAGCAGCAAUGCUCCAUAUAUCCGAUAUUGGAGCUGAUAUUGCUUGGGAGAAGAAAAUGGCAGAUCAUAAAAAUCUUCGGAAAUUCUCUAUUGACAUGCUUGUAUCUCUUCAUGCAUUGUGCAAAAGAGCUGACACAUGGGGAAUAGUUUUAAAUGUAAUUGAGAAUUUUUUAAAAUUUAUUGUACCUCGCAAAAUCAUACACGAUCUUGAUGCUGAAACACCAUCAAGUAUCAAUGCUGUCACCUUGGUCCAGGCUACUUCUCAAAUUUCACAGGUGAUGUUUGAAACUGCAAUGGAUAUUCUUCUGUUUCUAACCUAUCUGGUGAACAUAAGUGGGCAGAUCCAUAUGUGCCAUGAUGAUAUAUCCAGAAUACAACUUGAAAUGGUCCCAAUGAUUGAAGAAAUCGUUUCUGAGUGGCUUAUCAUUCAUUUCUUUGCCACCACACCAUCUCAACCGGCUGCAAUUGAGGAUUUCAGUUUGCAGCUUUCAUCAUUACAAAUUGACAGCAAUAUGGGUAAAAGGUCAUGGAAUGAGAAGCUUGGCAAAUGUCACUUCACAUUGGCUUUUAUACUUUUACUAAACAUGCAAAGUCUCCCUGGAGGUCAUACCCUCCUUUCUUCAAGAUGUCUCCCUAAUCCACAUGAUAUUAGUAAUUCGAUUCAAGACUUUACCAGCUGGAUCAUUUGGGGCAAGUCUAGAGAGCCCUCUUCAUUCUUGAGCCACUCAAGAGAGCUUGCACUGAUACUUCUUAGACAUGGCCAGUAUGAUGCUGCCGAGUACCUACUCACAAUGGUGGAGGCACAUUUACGGAAGGAGAAGACAUCUCAAAGUAUUCAAGAUAGUGAUAGUCAAUGGUGCAUACUUCAUCAUCUUCUAGGAUGUUGCUUCCUUGCUCAGGCACAAUAUGCAUCACAUGGACUGAUGAAAGAGAAGAAAGUCAAUGAAGCUGUUUGCUGCUUCUUCAGAGCAUCGUCAGGAAAAGGAGCUUCCCAAGCUUUGCAGAGUUUGUCUCACAAAGCAGGAUUUGAGCAUCUUAAUUUCACUGGUUGUGUAUCAGAUGCUGCAUGGAGAUUACAUUACUAUCAGUGGGCAAUGCAGAUUUUUGAGCAACAUAAUAUUAGUGAAGGUGCUUACCAGUUUGCACUUGCUGCUCUCGAGCAAGUUGAUGAAGCUCUAAGUCCUAAUGGUGAAAACUCAGGUGGAGAUCCAUUGAGUGAAUCAACUGCCACUACCAAAGGAAGACUUUGGGCAAAUGUCUUCAAGUUUACAUUAGAUCUUAAUCACUAUUAUGAUGCAUAUUGUGCAAUAAUUACAAAUCCAGAUGAGGAGAGCAAAUACAUCUGCUUGAGGCGUUUCAUAAUUGUUCUUUAUGAAUGCGGCGCCAUGAAGAUUCUUUGUGGUGGUCAACUACCCUUUAUUGGCUUAAAUGAUAAGGUAGAACAAGAGCUUGCCCGUAAGGCAGAGCGUUCUGAUAUAUUGGCAAAGCCAAACUUAUAUAAGUUGCUGUACACAUUCGAAAUUCAUCGACAUAACUGGCGAAGAGCAGCAGGUUACAUGUACCUAUAUUCAGCUCGUUUGAGAAGUGAAGCAACUCUGAAAGACUACCAGAACACUGCUCUUGUGCUGCAAGAGAGACUGAAUGGGCUCUCUGCUGCUAUCAAUGCACUGCAUCUUGUUCAUCCUGCAUAUGCUUGGAUUGAUCCUCUGCCUGAAGGAAAUUCUCUUCACAAUGAGCAUUAUCCUCGUAAAAAGGCUAGAAAAGUGGAGGAACAGGCAGUGAGCAAUGAUGUUCAGUCUCAAAGAUGGCAGUCUUAUAUUGAUAUCGAGAAACUUGAGAAUGAGUUUGUGCUUACUUCAGCAGAAUAUUUUCUUUCAAUGGCAAAUGUCAAAUGGACGUUUACUGAAAUUCACAAUGCCUCAACAGAUUUGGUUGAUCUUCUGGUCCAGAAAAGUUUGUAUGAUAUGGCAUUUACAGUUCUUUUAAGGUUCUACAAGGGUUCAAGAUUGAAAAGGGAACUGGAAAGAAUUUUCUGUGCUAUGUCACUGAAAUGCUGUCCAAAUAAAGUAGAUUCUUCAUGUGUUCGGGAUGAUCUCAGGACACAUGGUCUUUUGUUGACAUCAUCAAAGAAUGAAAUGGCUGUUCAUGUUUCACAAGAUGUGUGUCCUGCAACUCAACAAUUUAAGCGGAAUACUCAAUGGGAAACUCUUGAGCUUUAUCUUGUAAAAUAUAGGGGAUUUCAUGCCAAAUUACCAGUUAUUGUUGCUGAAACCCUCCUUUCUAUGGAUCCUCAGAUUGAAUUGCCUCUUUGGCUGGUUCAGAUGUUUAAGGAUAAUCGAAGGGAAAGGACCUGGGGGAUGACUGGUCAAGAAUCAAAUCCUUCAUCAUUAUUUCGGCUAUAUGUUGAUUAUGGUCGAUAUACAGAGGCUACUAAUCUGUUACUUGAUUGUAUAGAAUCAUUGGCAUCAGCGAGGCCGGUAGACAUAAUCAAUCGGAAAAGACCAUUUGCAGUUUGGUUUCCAUACACAACAAUUGAGCGCCUAUGGCGCCAACUUGAGGAAUCAAUCAGUUCCGGUCGCAUGGUAGACCAUUGUGAGAAGCUCAAAAAGUUAUUGCAUGAAGCUUUACUGAGGCACCUUCAGCUGCUUAGGGUGGAUUCAGAUGAUGUGCCUUCUGCUGUCCAUUAAGUACUUCCAGAAAAUUUUGUAACAUGCUUGACACACUCAAAAUUGGGCGCUAGUGGCAGGAUCGACUGAUACUUACCAUACUUAGUAAAGGACAAAGAAGUGCCUUAACUGAGUGCAUAAAUUGCAUGAGUUUCCAUCAUAGAAAAUAAUGAUGGCGUUGGCUUAUUUGUUGGGCCUGGUUGCAGAAUCAUUAGAAACAGCCCGCUAGAAGCAUUUUGUAGAUUAGUUGAGGACAUCGAUACCCCAUACGUUGGAGAUAAACACUGCAAUGAGGAAAAUAUCUACUUCUGGGGCUAUGCAUUUUGAUUACAAUUCUGUAUGUUUUGAGGACUGGUGGGGGGCGAAACGAAUGGUGGCCAACAAAAGCAAAUAUGUGGGCUUUUUGUGUUGGAUGUUUGGAGACCAACCGUCUUGCAAUUGGUAACCUGGAGUCAAUUAUGCUGGACUCUUGGCAGCUUUCUUUUCCUAGUCUCUCUUGUCCUCCCCCUCCCCUUCCCUCCCUCUUCUUGUAUAAGAAAAAUAGUUUGCUACCUUUUUAAAGUUUGCUAUUGUUUCUCAUGGAUAGUCUUAUAUGAGAUGUGAUUCAGAUAUUGGAAUGAUUUUUAAGUUCCCAGUUUACCAAUGUACGAAUAUUUUUAUUUGGGCUUUAACCUAAGCUACCUAAUAAUGUAUAUGUCUUAUUAUCUAA